CCUGAGGGAGGCAUGCUGGAGUUGACUUGGCGCUGCCACCAACUGCUUCCGGAUCGCGACGAGUGUCGCUUCCGGAGCAGCAUGGCGGCCACGGAGGACGAGAGGCUGGCGGGGAGCGGAGAUGGAGAGCGCCUGGACUUCCUGCGGGACCGGCACGUGCGGUUCUUCCAGCGCUGCCUCCAAGUCCUGCCGGAGCGCUAUUCUUCGCUGGAGACCAGCAGGUUGACAAUUGCAUUCUUUGCACUCUCGGGGCUGGAUAUGUUGGAUUCCUUAGAUGUGGUGAACAAAGAUGAUAUAAUAGAGUGGAUUUAUUCCUUGCAGGUCCUUCCCACAGAAGACAGAUCAAAUCUAAAUCGCUGUGGUUUCCGAGGCUCUUCAUAUCUGGGCAUUCCAUUCAAUCCAUCAAAGAAUCCUGGAACAGCUCAUCCUUAUGAUAGUGGACACAUAGCGAUGACCUACACUGGCCUUUCAUGCUUAAUUAUUCUUGGAGAUGACUUAAGCCGAGUAGAUAAAGAAGCUUGCUUAGCAGGCUUGAGAGCACUUCAGCUUGAAGAUGGGAGUUUUUGUGCUGUUCCUGAAGGCAGUGAGAAUGACAUGAGGUUCGUGUACUGUGCCUCCUGUAUUUGCUAUAUGCUCAACAACUGGUCAGGCAUGGAUAUGAAGAAAGCCAUCAGCUACAUCAGAAGAAGUAUGUCCUAUGACAAUGGGCUGGCACAGGGAGCAGGACUUGAAUCUCAUGGAGGAUCCACCUUUUGUGGCAUUGCAUCACUGUGCCUGAUGGGUAAACUGGAAGAAGUAUUUUCAGAAAAAGAGCUCAACAGGAUAAAGAGGUGGUGUAUAAUGAGGCAGCAGAAUGGAUACCAUGGAAGGCCUAAUAAGCCUGUGGACACCUGUUACUCAUUCUGGGUGGGAGCAACUCUAAAGCUUCUGAAAAUUUUCCAGUACACUAACUUUGAGAAGAACAGGAAUUACAUCUUAUCAACUCAGGAUCGCCUUGUGGGGGGAUUUGCCAAAUGGCCAGACAGUCAUCCAGAUGCUUUGCACGCAUACUUCGGGAUCUGCGGCCUGUCUCUAAUGGAGGAGAGUGGGAUCUGUAAGGUUCAUCCUGCUCUGAAUGUAAGCACACGGACUUCUGAGCGCCUCCGAGAUCUUCAUCAAAGCUGGAAGACCAAGGACUCUGAAGAGUGCCCGGAGAGUGUCCACAUUUCCACUUGAGUGACCCUGGGGAUGAAUGGGCUUGUAGCAUAACUGUAGCUCAAGGUUAAAAGCCAUGUGUAACCAAGUGUGCUCUUUUCUAAGGAGUAGUCUUAAGUCAAAGCUUGUACUGCUAACACUGCAGGAUGUGGUCUUGAGCCUUGACCACUGUACUGGAUUUCACGAAAAUUCUUGUUGAAGUUUGGACCUCAGCAGGACUCUGUUGUGGUUCUUAAAUGUUUAUACUAUGUUUUUGAGAAGUUUCUUGGGGCAGAUUUACUAUAUAUAUGUAGGUCAUAUUCUUAAAACUCUUCAGUACAAGUUCUGGCUUACAAAAUGGACAUAAAUAUUCAAGUUUACACUUCAUGUGGCAUUGAUAAUCUUCAGGUGAGCAUUUAGUGAUCACUUAAAAAUCUCUACUGCUGAUGGUAAGAUUUGCUUUAUUGAAUUAAGUAUCUGGGAUUAUUCUUUAAAAAUAGAUGGUCUCAAUUUUCUUCAAGAAUAACAUUUUGUGUUAUUCUUAAGAUGUGCCAACAUAGACUUGUGUAACCUAUACAGAUGAAAUUAAAAGUUCAUAGUAAGAAAAAAAUAGGCUUAACUAAUUCUAUAUUUUUCUAAAGAGAGAGUACUACAUAAUUGAGGGAGAAGACAUUGAACUGUGUAAAUUAUGAAUGAGAAGGUUCUAUGUUGUGUGUCUUUAUAAGAGGUCCCUUGGGUGAGCACCUGUUGUGUUUCAUUUUAAUCCAAAAUCAUUUGGAUGCCUUUUGUCAGGGGCAAGGGAGGAAAUAAUCUUUGCUAUCUAGUAAAAAGAUACUUGGUGUUCUAUUCUUUUGAGGUUCAUGACACUGUAAAUUAUACAGUUAUAACUGAGUUCUUUUUAGUUGAUUGGAUGCUUCUUUUUUCUUUUCUUUUCUUUUUUUUUUUUUUUUUUUUUUUUUCCUCAAUAUUUUGUAGCUACUAUAGUUAGCAGCUUUAUCUCCCAUCUACCAGGUUGAGCAUCCUUAAUCCAAAGUUCAAUAUCUGGACCAGGCACAGUGAGUGGCACACACCUUUAAGGUCAGAACUCAGGAGGCAGAGGGAGGUAGAUCUCUGUGAGUUCAAGGCCAGCCUGGUCUACAUAGUAAGUUUCAGGCUAGCCAGCACUACAUAGUGAGACCCUGUCCUGAAAAAACAAAACGAAAACAGCAGCAACAAAAAUAAUAAAAUCCAUUAUUCAAAAUGCUCCAGAAUCUAAAUUUUUUGACUGACAGUAAGACACAAUUGGAAAAUUCUAUCAUUUCGUGCAACAUGAAUUUCAGGGACAAUGUAAAUAGCGUAUAAAACUACUUGAAACUACUGAAUAAUGUGUAUCAAGUAAGUGCACUCUGUGGUUAGUCUUGGGUCCCAUCCACAAGGUGUGUAUGUAUUCCAAAAUCUGAAAGCAGAAUCUAAAAUCUGAAACAUUACUUUUGGUUCCAAGCAAUUUGGAUAGUGAUACUCAACCUGUAAAUAAUUUUCUAAUGUUUUCAAGUUUGAUAAAUCUUUAAAUACAAACAGAACUACUGAAGUAUACAUAGUCAUUUAUAUUUUUAUAUUUUUGGCUAAGUGGGAGGGAAAUAUAUCCAUCUAGAGGGGAUAAACUGGUUUCACUUAUUCAUUGUCUUGUUUUACUGCCUCAGUUCUGUAAACUGACAACCAAAAGAAGCUGGUGUAAAAAUCCUUUGUUAGCAAUCACUUGUCAAUAAAUCACAUCCAUGACUUAUUGACAAGAAGAAAUGCCUUCAGUAGAAGAAAUAGGUGUGUUAGCCUCACUAAUAAUAAAAGUUGUAUUAUUAAUUACAGACAUCAUGGUAAAAUCUAAAUUAUUAGUGUCACUAGGUAGAUAAUAGCAUUUUCAUUAUUUCCUAAACUAAAGAGACAUUUCUUAAAUAAAAAUACUUGUAAAGGAAAACCCGGCAUAUGAUUAAAAAUAAUACAUCACUUAUGGACAUCCUUAGUUUUAGAAUUGAGUUUGCAAAGUCAAAUAAAACAAUGCUGGGAGUCCAGCUCACUGCCUGAUGUGCACAAGGCCCUGGGCUCUCUGGCUUCGAUCCUUGGCCCCAAAAUUAAUAAACCAACUAAAUCCUUAUUAGAAAUAAAUCUUCCAGUGGUGGAGUGAAAAGCUUUCCAACAAUUGUUAUCCUUCCACAAGUUAUUCCAGUUGCUUCUGUUUAAAUCUAAGCAAAGGAAAACAAACCUGUCUCAAACUGAGUUAUCUCUUGAACAUUAAGACCUGAAACAGCAUGUAUGAAAAUGUUCUAGGUGUAUCUUGGGAGCCAGUGUUUUUCCUGAGUUGCUGUCAAUUGUUAGGAGGUAAGAAAAUUGAUUAUUAAUAAAUAGAAGAUUUAUAACAUAA
Phodopus roborovskii (desert hamster) is the source of this 3568-nucleotide messenger RNA. It is a transcript of the gene Pggt1b, whose product is annotated as protein geranylgeranyltransferase type I subunit beta. NCBI's taxonomy places the organism in Eukaryota, Metazoa, Chordata, Mammalia, Rodentia, Cricetidae. The record is from RefSeq and is a predicted model, not a curated record. Bases 13 to 1215 code for a protein of 400 amino acids. The transcript has 9 exons. Gene Ontology annotation, cellular component: CAAX-protein geranylgeranyltransferase complex. Gene Ontology annotation, biological process: protein geranylgeranylation. Gene Ontology annotation, molecular function: CAAX-protein geranylgeranyltransferase activity.